Messenger RNA from Helianthus annuus (common sunflower), 1138 nucleotides. Its product is annotated as BURP domain protein RD22. The record is from RefSeq and is a predicted model, not a curated record. The transcript has 3 exons. Bases 55 to 1047 code for a protein of 330 amino acids. NCBI's taxonomy places the organism in Eukaryota, Viridiplantae, Streptophyta, Magnoliopsida, Asterales, Asteraceae.
CAUCGGAUUCUAACUCUUAGAUUCGGUUUCGGUUUUGGUUUCGGUUUCUCUCCAAUGAAGUUCACUAUUCUUCACGUUUUUACACUUUUUUCGGUAACACUUGUAGGAAGUCAUGCAACAACUACUGGUGAAACAUAUUGGAACUCUGUGUUGCCAAACAGUCCUAUGCCCAAAGCAGUCAAGGACCUCCUAUACACUACAGAACGGGAUGAUGAAACGAUCACUGCGACCAGAGUCGGAAAACAAGUGCAAGCGCCGAAUGUUGGUGUUGGAAGAGGGGGUAUAGGAGUGCACUAUGGAAACCGAAGGAAUCCGGGUUCAGUAGGGGUACAACCUGGUAAAAAUCCAUUUGUGUACAACUAUGCUGCCUCCAAAGAUCAGCUAAAAGAUGAUCCAAAUGUAGCAUUGUUUUUCUUGGAAAAAGACUUGCAUCAAGGCAAAGAAAUGAACCUACAUUUCACGAAAAACGACCAAAAAUCGAUGUUUUUACCGCGAAAAGUUGUGGAUUCGAUACCCUUUUCAUCAAAGGAUCUUCCACAAAUCUACAACCGUUUUUCGGUUAAACCUGACUCAAUGGAAGGUCAAGACAUGAAGCAAACACUUAACGAAUGUGAGAACAAAGGCAUCGAAGGUGAAGAAAAAUAUUGUGCGACUUCGUUAGAAUCUAUGGUCGAUUUUGUUACUACAAAGUUAGGUAAAAAGGUGAAGGCGAUUUCAACUGAGGUGAAUGCUAAAGAAAGCACUCCGUUACAGAAGUACAAAGUUGAGCUCGCUAAAAAGCGAGGUGGGGAUAAAGUUGUGGUUUGUCAUAAACAAAUCUACCCAUACGCGGUGUUUUAUUGCCAUGAAACCGUUGCUACUCGAGUGUAUGCGGUUUCUGUGGUAGGUGUGGAUGGUAUGAAAGUGAACGUUGUGGCGGUUUGCCACAUUGAUACCGCGAAAUGGAACCCAAAACAUUUGGCGUUUCAAGUGCUUAAAGUGAAACCAGGAAGUGUUCCGGUUUGCCAUUUCUUGCCUGAAGAUCAUGUUGUUUGGGUUCAAUAUUAAUAAUAAUAAUAAUUUGAGCAUAAAAUACAUAUAACACGGUGUGUUAGUAUGUGUGUAUUUACUAUAAUGGUAUUAUAAUUAUUGAACUUUG